This is a messenger RNA of Corylus avellana, 1299 nucleotides long. The record is from RefSeq and is a predicted model, not a curated record. NCBI's taxonomy places the organism in Eukaryota, Viridiplantae, Streptophyta, Magnoliopsida, Fagales, Betulaceae.
GCAAAGAUGACCACAGUGCGUACAAUUAUUUCUAUUGCCGCCUCCCAAGGCUGGCCACUUCACCAGAUGGAUGUCAAAAAUGCUUUUCUUCAUGGUGAUCUCAAAGAGGAUAUUUACAUGACUCCUCCUCCGGGUUUGUUUUCUUCUCCAUCUGCCGCUGUGUGUAAGUUAAAGCGGUCUCUCUAUGGCUUAAAACAGGCUCCCCGGGCAUGGUUUGAAAAAUUCAGGUCUACUCUGCUUCGCUUGUCCUUUGUCCAAAGCCAAUAUGAUUCUUCUUUGUUCCUUUGCAAGACUCCGACUGGUCUCGUUCUUUUACUUGUGUAUGUGGAUGAUAUUGUCAUUACGGGCACCGACUCUAGUUUGAUUGCACAUCUCAAGCGGAAUCUUCAAGACUCUUUUCAUAUGAAAGACCUUGGUCCUCUUACGUAUUUUUUGGGGUUGGAGGUGCACACUGAUUCUUUUGGUAUAUUCUUGAAUCAACACAAAUAUACCCAGGACUUGAUUAGUCUAGCUGGUCUUCAAGAUUCUUCUUCGGUGGAUACUCCUAUGGAGGUUAAUGUGAAAUAUCGAAGUGAGGAGGGUGAUCUUCUCUCUGAUCCUACUGUGUUCCGACAGUUGGUAGGCAGCUUGAAUUAUUUGACUAUUACUCGGCCUGAUAUUUCCUUCGCUGUCCAGCAGGUUAGCCAGUUUAUGCAAACUCCACGCCAUCUUCAUUUAGCUGCUGUUCGACGUAUCAUUCGAUAUCUUCGAGGGUCCCCUGGCCGUGGGUUGUUCUUUCCAACCGGCUCUCCUCUUCGCCUUGUUGCUUAUAGUGAUGCGGAUUGGGCAGGAUGUCCUGACACUCGGCGGUCUGUCACGGGUUGGUGCAUGUUUCUUGGUGAUUCUUUGAUUUCUUGGAAGAGUAAGAAGCAAGCUCGCGUUUCUAAAUCAUCUACUGAAUCCGAAUACCGGGCAAUGUCUGCUGCUUGUUCUGAGAUUGUCUGGCUUCGUGGGCUUCUGGCUGAGCUUGGUUCUUCUCAAACUGAUUCUACUCCUCUUUAUGCUGAUAAUACUAGUGCCAUUCAAAUAGCUGCUAAUCCUGUUUACCAUGAACGUACGAAGCAUAUUGAGAUAGCUGAUGUCUUCACGAAGGCUAUGACACGACAGUGUCAUCAGUUCCUUGUGGGCAAAUUGAUGCUUCUUGAUCGACCAGCAUCAAUUUGAGGGGGGAUGUCAGUCAGAUACGGUCUAUAUAUAUCAUUAUAUAUUUAGCCAUAAUUAGUCUUUCUAGUUAUGGCAUGUUCUUGUAUUAUAGCUAUA